AUGACUCCCUCUUUGCCCCGUCGCUCUGCUGUAUCGACCGUUACAUCUCCGCCUAAACCUGAUACCUCUUUCAUAGUUAAAACGCCAAACGAGACUUAUGAAUUGGCUGAUUCGCACAUCCCAGCAUCCAAUCUGGCUGCUUUAUCUGGACAUGUACCACACGAUCCCCUGCUUCCUUCAUCUGCUGUUGGUUUACCCUCAACGCCUCAGGAGUUUGGCCGUGUAGAUAUAACCGGACUGGUUAAAACCCCUGCUAGCUCGAAAAGUCUAUCAUGUCUUUCUCUUUUUUUGAUCUGUUUUUGCUAUGGACGAUGGUGCUCUCCUUCGGGAACCAAAAUUACUCAAAGUUCGGAGCUUCAAGCUCAACAAGCUAAGCAAACUAUGGCGAAAACAAAGUCGAAGAAGAAUAGGAAAGAUAAAAAAAGUGAGAAGACAGUUAAGAAUAGACCUCAGACUGCUAUGUUAGUUGGUAAGUCAGGGUCUGGGAUAAAAGGGCCCUCGGUACCAUUCAUCAACUGCCAAUCUUGCUUUGAACUCAAGCAUUCGACCAAUGGAGGAACAGACAUAGGAGAGAAGGCGAUGAGGCAGGCGACUGUUUACAGGGAAAUUCAAAUGGAUAGGUCUGCGCAAUGGGCAGAAGAUUAUAGCGAUCAAGUACAGAGUCCGAACAAUGUGACUCUUAUGCAGUCUCGAGAAGAUGCUCAGAAUCCAGCCGACCUUCUGCGAGCAGCUAAGCUUUCACUUCUCGAUAUCAAAUCUGCUGUCAUUUAUCGCGACCUAGUGGAUCCUAGUACGUGGUUGCACGAUGCCCUUGUUAAAUAUUUAGAGCAAUCGGCAGGUGUACUUGUACUCGGCUGUAGGCUAGAAUCCCGACCAGUAAUGAAGGGAACCACACAGGAAAUAAAAAAGGAUGCACUGGAGAUAGGCUCGACUGUUGGAGCUGUCCGCGUACUAGUGGUUGCAACACGGCAACUGACAGUUCGAGAUUUGAUAUCCAAAUGUAGUCGGAAGUCGACUGCUUCGUCUCUUGGUAACAAUGCUUAUAUAAAAAAUGACAGAUCUUGUGAGCUUAAAGCAAGUGCUGGAAGGGCGAAGGCUGACGAUAAACAAGAGGAGAAUAUAGUAGAAGAGUACAUCAAGAAUGGGGCAAAAUCGUCGGUAAGGAAAAUGGAAGUACGAGAGGUCGAAAAACACGAACUAUGCACAAAUAUCAAGGAAAAUGAAUCAGAUUCUUUGUUUAGCCUUAAGAUGGAGACUGGAUGUACACUACAGAACCCGUCUACAGACCAUCCGACAGGAGAACUCUCUAUCAAGGACUCAAACCGUGGGCCACAGUCUAGUAUUCCUUCUUCAUCUUCUAUCGCCCAAGAGUUGGAGGCUGUCUUUGCUUCUGAUCUUGCCGGUACGAGAUUGACCAGACUUGGCCUGCAGGGAAUACGGCUGGAAGUUAGCCUUGAAGACGAGGAGGUAGAACAGGCUCUUUUGGAGCUCGAAUCUUAG
Molecule: messenger RNA, 1500 nt
Organism: Protopolystoma xenopodis
Lineage: Eukaryota; Metazoa; Platyhelminthes; Monogenea; Polystomatidea; Polystomatidae
Source: the annotation of a GenBank genome assembly